AUGUCUCUGGUUUACGUCAACGAAAAGUCUGGUUCUGACAGUGCUGAAACAGCAGGAACCGAGCAGCAACCAUUCCAAACACCAGCGUUUGCUUUGUUUGUUAAGCCGGAUGCCAAGGUUCUCGUCUACAAGCAAAAGGAAGAUUCUGAGGAUUUCGAAUAUGUAGAGAUCUCAGCCUCGGCUUUAAAGAAGGCCAAGAAGGGUGCUGAUGGAUUAAAGAAGAAACAAGAGAAGCAGCUCAAGUUGGCUGAAGAACAAAAGAAGAAGCAGGAAGAAGCUUCAAAGAAGAUGGCCGAAUUGGACUUGAUCAAGAUCGUCGAAGAUAAAUCGUUGCCUGAAGCCAAACGCAUCAAGUUGAGAUCUCUUCAAGAAAACAUCAACUCGCGUGUCACUGUUCAAGGUUGGGUUCACCGUUUGAGAUUGCAGAAAGGUGUUGCAUUCAUCACCUUGAGGGACGGUACCGGCUUCCUUCAAACUGUGUUGUCUGGAGACUUGGCCAAGGCCAGAAUCACCCAGGAAUUGACCUUGGAGUCCACUGUACUCAUUAAAGGUGUUAUCGAAAAAUUGCCUGAAGGUAAGACAGCUCCAGGUGGUGUUGAGUUGAAGGCUGACUACUAUGAGGUCAUCGGCUUGGCUCCUUCUGGUGAUGAAGCCUUCACCAACAAGGUCCAAGAAAACGCGGACCCUGCAUUGUUGUUGGAUCAACGUCAUUUGACCAUGAGAGGUGAAACUUUGUCCUCUGUCUUCAAAGUUAGAGCUGCUUUGUUGACCUCCAUGAGAAGAUUCUUCCAAGAAGAAGGAUUAACAGAGGUAACUCCUCCAUGCAUGGUGCAGACACAAGUUGAAGGUGGUUCGACAUUGUUUAAGUUGGACUACUAUGGUGAGGAAGCCUACUUGACACAAUCUUCCCAAUUGUACUUGGAGACUUGUUUGCCUGCUUUGGGUGAUGUUUACUGUGUUCAAGAGUCCUUCCGUGCUGAAAAGUCUCACACCAGAAGACACUUGUCCGAGUACACCCACAUCGAAAGUGAGUUGGCAUUUUUGUCUUUUGAUGACUUGUUGAACCACUUGGAAAAGCUUUUCACCACUGUCAUGAAGUAUGUUUUGGAGGACCCAGUCGCUGGCCCAUUGAUCAAGAAAUUGAACCCAGAUUUCCAAGUCCCACAAAUGCCAUUCAAGAGAAUGACUUAUGUUGAAGCUUUGGACUGGUUAAACGAGCAUGGCAUUCCAAACGAAGAAGGCUCUGCAUUCAAAUUCGGUGAUGACAUUGCUGAAGCUGCUGAACGUAAGAUGACCGACACUUUGAACGUUCCUAUUUUGUUGACUCGUUUCCCAGUGGAAAUCAAAUCUUUCUACAUGAAGAAAUGUGCCGACGACCCAAGAGUCACCGAAUCUGUUGACGUAUUGAUGCCAAACGUGGGUGAGGUCACCGGUGGUUCCAUGAGAAUUGAUGAUUAUGACGAGUUGGUUGCGGCCAUCAAGAGGGAGGGUCUCGACUUGGACGCUUACUACUGGUUUGUUGACCAAAGAAAGUACGGUACUUGCCCACACGGUGGAUACGGUUUGGGUACGGAAAGAAUCUUGGCUUGGUUGUGCAACAGAUACACUGUCAGAGAAUGCUCCUUGUACCCUCGUUUCAGCGGUAGAUGCAGACCUUAA
Messenger RNA from Clavispora lusitaniae ATCC 42720, 1659 nucleotides. RefSeq names its product asparagine--tRNA ligase (gene DED81). Lineage: Eukaryota; Fungi; Ascomycota; Pichiomycetes; Serinales; Metschnikowiaceae. The record is from RefSeq and is a predicted model, not a curated record. Gene Ontology annotation, biological process: asparaginyl-tRNA aminoacylation. Gene Ontology annotation, molecular function: ATP binding; nucleic acid binding; asparagine-tRNA ligase activity. Gene Ontology annotation, cellular component: cytoplasm.